This is a messenger RNA of Lotus japonicus, 3949 nucleotides long. Its product is annotated as villin-3. The transcript has 25 exons. Gene Ontology annotation, molecular function: actin filament binding. Bases 581 to 3511 code for a protein of 976 amino acids. The record is from RefSeq and is a predicted model, not a curated record. Gene Ontology annotation, biological process: cytoskeleton organization; actin filament severing. NCBI's taxonomy places the organism in Eukaryota, Viridiplantae, Streptophyta, Magnoliopsida, Fabales, Fabaceae.
UCUAAUUCUCUAUCCUCUUUCUUUUCAAUUAAUUUCUUCCAUUUUCAUUUUCAUCUUCCUCACAAUCCAUUCAUUCAUAUCAACCUUUCUUCCUUGUUUCUCUGCAACAAUUCUUCUCUGAAAUUCUCAAAUCUCAAAAAAGUUAGAGAGAGAACACAACACCAACACCACUCACAGCAAUAAUUUUCACUUUUUUCUUCUCUCUCUCUUUCUCUCUCUCUAUUGCCAGCUCUGCAACCUUGUCCUUCUGCCCCAUCCAUACCCUGUUGCCAUUUCCACCUUUUCUCUGUCAAAUACACAAACCAUAAUCAUCAUCAUCACAAGCUGAGAUCUCUCAGAUAGCUUCGCAGAUUUUGGAAUACUGGAAAGAAAUUGAAAAUUGGGAAUGCUGAACCCGUUUUGGCUAUUAAUGACUUGGAUUUGGGACAUUUUAAAUGGUGGAGAAAGCGUUGGAUGAGCAAUCAUUUGCUGAACUCUUUGCAGCAAUUUACAUUUAGAGAGCACUUCAACCUGUGGAUUACUUUGGAAUUUGUAGAACGUGUUUGCUGAAAAGACAGUAUUUUAGACAGAAAUUUCAGCUAUGUCUAACGCUGCAAAAGUUUUGGAUCCAGCAUUCCAGGGAGUAGGCCAAAGAGUAGGGACUGAAAUAUGGAGAAUUGAGAAUUUUCAGCCAGUUCCAUUGCCCAAAUCUGAACAUGGGAAAUUCUACAUGGGAGAUUCUUACAUCAUCUUACAGACAACACAAGGCAAAGGGGGCAGUUAUCUUUUUGAUAUUCACUUCUGGAUUGGCAAGGAUACAAGUCAGGAUGAAGCUGGCACUGCAGCCAUUAAAACUGUUGAACUUGAUGCAUCUCUUGGAGGACGUGCUGUUCAGCACAGGGAAAUCCAAGGGCAUGAAUCUGACAAGUUUUUGUCAUACUUUAAGCCAUGUAUUAUACCAUUAGAGGGGGGUGUCGCCUCUGGUUUUAAAACACCUGAAGAAGAGGAGUUUGAAACACGUUUGUAUGUAUGCAAGGGAAAACGAGUUGUCAGAAUAAAACAGGUCCCUUUCGCACGGUCUUCACUGAAUCACGAUGAUGUAUUCAUCCUAGAUACUCAGGAUAAGAUUUACCAAUUCAAUGGUGCAAAUUCCAAUAUUCAGGAAAGAGCCAAGGCCUUGGAAGUUAUUCAGUUAUUGAAGGAAAAGUAUCAUGAAGGGAAAUGCGACGUUGCAAUUGUUGAUGAUGGCAAGUUGGAUACUGAGUCAGACUCAGGUGAAUUUUGGGUCCUCUUUGGUGGUUUUGCUCCCAUUGGUAAGAAGGUAAUCAGUGAGGAUGAUAUUGUUCCAGAGACCAUUCCUGCUCAACUUUAUAGUAUUGCUGAUGGUGAUGUCAAGUCUGUGGAAGGUGAACUUUCUAAGUCACUACUGGAGAACAGCAAAUGCUAUUUACUGGACUGUGGUGCUGAGGUAUAUGUCUGGGUUGGCCGGGUAACACAAGUUGAAGAACGAAAAGCAGCUUGUCAAGCAGCUGAGGACUAUGUUGCAAGUCAAAAAAGGCCAAAGUCUACAAGGAUAACCCGGGUUAUCCAAGGUUAUGAGCCACAUUCAUUUAAGUCCAACUUUGAUUCUUGGCCAUCAGGAUCUGCUACUACCGGUGCUGAGGAAGGAAGAGGAAAAGUUGCAGCUAUGCUGAAGCAACAAGGUAUGGGACUCAAAGGAGUGGCAAAAAGUGCCCCAGUUAAUGAGGAAGUUCCACCAUUGCUUGAAGGAGGUGGAAAAAUGGAGGUAUGGCUAAUCAAUGGAAGUGCUAAGACUCCAUUACCUAAAGAGGAUAUUGGUAAAUUUUAUAGUGGAGAUUGUUACAUAGUACUGUACACUUAUCACUCCGGCGAGAGGAAGGAAGACUACUUCUUGUGCUGUUGGUUUGGCAAAAACAGCAUUGAGGAGGACCAAAAAAUGGCUACUCGGUUGGCUAAUACAAUGUUCAACUCAUUAAAGGGUAGACCUGUUCAGGGUCGCAUAUUUGAAGGUAAAGAGCCACCUCAGUUUGUUGCUAUUUUCCAACCUAUGGUGAUCCUCAAGGGAGGUUUGAGCUCUGGUUACAAAAAAUUAAUAGCAGAUAAAGGUUUGCCAGAUGAGACAUACACAGCAGAGAGUAUUGCACUUAUUCGUAUUUCCGGAACAUCCAUUCAUAAUAAUAAAGCAGUGCAAGUUGAUGCAGUGGCGGCAUCAUUGAAUUCUACUGAGUGUUUUCUCUUACAAUCUGGCUCAACAGUUUUCACUUGGCAUGGCAAUCAAAGUUCCUUUGAGCAGCAGCAGCUUGCGGCAAAAGUUGCUGAGUUUUUAAGGCCAGGAAUUGCUUUAAAGCAUGCAAAAGAAGGGACAGAAACCUCCGCAUUCUGGUUUGCUGUUGGAGGAAAACAAAGUCACACCAGCAAAAAAGCCACUAAUGACAUUGUCAGAGACCCACAUUUAUUCACUUUCUCAUUUAAUAGAGGAAAGUUACAGGAAGAGGAGGUUUACAACUUUUCCCAGGAUGAUUUGUUAACAGAGGACAUCCUAAUACUUGACACGCAUGCUGAAGUGUUUGUUUGGAUCGGUCAGUCUGUGGACACUAAAGAAAAGCAAAAUGCUUUUGAAAUUGCCCAGAAAUACAUUGAUAAGGCUACAUCUCUGGAAGGGCUUUCUCCUCAUGUACCUCUGUAUAAAGUAACAGAAGGGAAUGAACCUUGCUUUUUCACAACAUACUUUUCUUGGGAUCAUGCAAAAGCUACGGUUCAGGGGAACUCAUUCCAGAAAAAGGUGGCAUUAUUCUUUGGGUUUGGCCAUUCUGUUGAGGAAAAGACUAAAGGACCAAGUCAAGGGGGACCAAGACAAAGAGCAGAAGCUUUGGCUGCCUUAACUAAUGCGUUCAAUUCAUCUCCUGAGUCACCAUCCAGUGCGGAUAAAUUGAAUGGCUUUAAUCAAGGAGGACCUAGACAAAGGGCAGAAGCUUUAGCCGCCUUAAACUCCGCAUUUAAUUCAACAUCCGGAACUAAACCUAUUACUCCUAGGUCAUCAGCAAGAGGUCAAGGAUCACAACGAGCAGCAGCUGUAGCUGCUCUAUCUCAAGUUCUCACUGCUGAAAAAAAGAAACAUUCACCUGACACGUCUCCGAUGGCAAGCAGUAGUCCUGUUGUGGGAAGUAGCACUCCUGCUGAUGCUAAAAGUGAAAGUGCCCAUUCUGAAGAAGCUCUUGAAGAAGAAGCCAAGGAGAGAGAGGAACUUGCCCCUGAAACAGGUAGCAAUGGGGAUUCAGAACCGAAACAGGAAAAUGUGGAGGAUGAAAAUGAUAGUCAAAAUAGUCAGAGAUUCUUCAGUUAUGAGAAAUUAAAGGCUAAAUCUGAGUUGUCUGGAGUUGAUCUUAAACGGAGAGAGGCCUAUCUGUCAGAAAAAGAAUUCGAAACUGUAUUUGGAAUGACAAAAGAAGCAUUCUCGAAGUUACCAAGAUGGAAGCAAGACAUGCUGAAAAGGAAAGUUGAUUUGUUCUAGAGACUCAAAACCAAUGAGUGGCAUGCAUGCUAUGUUGCAUCCUAAUAUAUCUUUCGUCAGUUAUCUUGAAAUGCACUUAUCUAUUGGAUAGUGUGGUUUUAUUGGUAUAUAGUACCAUCUUUGGAUUCAUAUGCAUAGCACUUUGCUUUUGGCCUAUGAUGAAAGUAGCUGUGGUUAGUGUUUGAAGUUUGAAUUUGACCCUGGAGAGUGUUUUUUAGUUUCUCCUUUUUAAAUUGAUGCGGUCUCUUCCUCUUGUAAUGUUCACAUAUAGUGUAGCAAUGAAGACAGUUGAGUGCUGGUUCAAUUCUUUCAUUGUGUCAAGUUUGUAUUUUAAAGUUGUUUCCUUUUGUUGCUAUUGGUUAAGGAGGUGGGGUGUAUAUGUAUUGCAUGUGAUACUGAAUCUCAAUAUGAAAAGAAUGAAAAUUUGUUUGUUUGUUA